Messenger RNA from Dicrocoelium dendriticum, 582 nucleotides. Lineage: Eukaryota; Metazoa; Platyhelminthes; Trematoda; Plagiorchiida; Dicrocoeliidae. The record is from the annotation of a GenBank genome assembly.
CGAGCCUUGGUCUUCUGUAUUCCGUCGGUUGGUUGGGCGCGUGACUGAGAAGUCAGACAGUCGCAGUCUCAUAGGACAGCUAGCAACAGUCGUCAGUGGCAGAGAGCAGAGGUAAAGAAGAAGCGUUACAACAUCAUGCAUACAUCAAGAUUGCAAGCAAACUUCAACUUCAAAAAACAGGUUUCGCGGCGCAACAAGGGAGGCGAAUUCUGCAGUAUUGCGCACAGACUUUCCAGGGAAGAGGAAAUACCCUACAAUGGAACACAACAAUAUUCCGGUAUCGCUGCGACUCGAAAUGAUGCAUACUAUCAAGACCAUUACUUUACCAACCCAGUGGAUCAAAAUGUUUCCGAAGAACAUCUGCAGCUGAAAGGAAGAAUCUCCUACGAACGCAGACUCAAGAUUAUACGAAUCUAUGGGACUAUCUUCCCAGCCUUCUGUACCCAUAGUAAUCUGCCCGUAACCGACCGGAUUGGGAAGUUAAAUCUAUUCAAAGCGACCUCGAGUCAUGUGAGUUCUGUAACGCUUGUUACUAUCUGCAAUAUUUGCCAUACCUUUUAUAAAUGCUUCUGUGGUUACAAG